CCCCCCAAAGUAGGGAUUGCUCACUGUGGUCCCACUGCCUUGCAGGCAGUGACCGGCAUUUGAUUCUGGGGCCAUGCAGCUGUUCAUUUCUUAACAAUUACAUGGUUGCGGUAUCUGGGAAAAUCCUUUGAGGUAUUUCAUAUCCUUGUGCCUGUGCUUCCCGGGUCACAUCGGGAUUACCAGGUUUCUUCCAAGUUCCUUUUAGGAACUUUGCCUUUAGCCUUUGAUGUGAUGGUUCCCAUCACAGAGAGCAAGACACACAGAUUGAGAAUGCACACCACACACGAAUGCAGGCUUUGUAAGCAAAAGCAAGUCGGUACACAAGUGUGUAUGCCAGCGGAACCUACCAAGGGUGGUGUGUGUAAGGUUUUUCUGUUUUGCUCACCUCUCUUGAAAAGCAGUGUACGGUGGAGUGGUUACUAAUUUGAUUGGACAUGGUAAUGAUGAAACGACACCCUGGGCCUACCAGAUCAGAAUCUCCAGGGCUGAGACUAAUGAAUCUGUAUUUUGAACAAGCUCUUUGGUGAUUCCGACUUGGGAAACAUUGGUGUACAUUGGCCAUCUGGACUCCUCCGGUCCUGUGGACAUUGACGCCAUCAGUGCCUCUUUGGAAGUUCCCUUUGCUUACUCUCUGGCUCCGGAGGACCAAUUUUGCCUUCUUGUGUAGACCACUUAGCUCACUGCCCUCUUGCCCUUGCUUUCUGCCUCUCCCCUCCCCUCCUCCGCAAAGGCUACAGUUAAUAGCAGCGGUAUGCCUUACAUAGGAAGAGGGGCUGAGGAAUUCAUAACAGAAGAGUGGGAAGCCAAGAGUUAAGCAAAUAUUCUGUCUUCUGGAUCUCAUGAAAAUAGGGGUGCCUUUAGGUAGUCCUAAAAUGUGUGAUAUUAUCUGGUAAUUAUUUUGUUUUUUUCUUGGUUUUCUUGUUGUUAUUUUUGCUUUGAGGGGUCUAAAAACUCCUUUAUCUAGGUGAUGAUAUUUUAUGUGUUGUGUUUUCAAAUGCCAGGCCUCAUUCUCCCCUCUGAUUUCUGUCCCAGGCACUACAAACUACUAAUCCCCUCUAAAUAGAACAAAAAUAAACCCAAGAGUGAAAAAGCAGUGGUGACUUGACUUAUAUCUGCUGCCUACAGAUAUUCAGAUAGGCACUAAACUCAAACUUUGUGUUAAAAUUCAUCUUGUGGCAAGUGUAACCCCUUUCAUUGCCUGAUUUAUUCUAAUGCUUCAUAGGGAGAAAAGAUUUUUAAAAAGUACCUGGUGUGUCAGUCAACGGGCUGAGCUGUUGUUUCUUAAACUGGGAUAUUCCAAGUUAGUCUAAGAAAAAGUCACAACUUGAUUGACCAGGAUGUUCAGGGAUGGGAUGGGAUCCUGGUGAACUGAUAUGAAGCAGACAGUCCAUCCAUUUGUCUUACCCCUCGUUGAAAUCUUUCUAAAAUCAUGCGUUAACCCACAUAGCUGUCUUAGGAAUGUUAAGGAUAGUUUUUAGAAAAAGGUAAAAUCAUGAGUCUUAUAUAGAUGUAAAAAUGAACAUGUGUUAAAGAUUUUAUUUUACUCAUUAAUCAGCCAGGGAACCAGACAGAUGUUCUAGCUGGUUCAGAGAAAAAGUCCAAAAGCACAAAUUUAUAUGGAGUAAAGGAAUUGAAUUGCAAAUGGAGGCAAAACUGGUUUUUCCACAAUGGGGAGGGAAGUCACUCCAAACUCUAUGGGACAAUACAGAGUUUGCAUAUCCAUCAGUUACCUGCAAUUUACAGAGGGGCAAAACAACUCAAAGACAAUGGACUAUGCUGGAAUCAUGCUGCUGCAAACGACGUGCUAUAGGGGGAGAGGCCACAGCAGGUCCUAUCUGGUGGUGAGUGGCUGUCAUGAUCUCGACAGCACCACUCUACAGCGGCGUGCACAACUGGACCAGUUCUGACCGGAUUCGCAUGUGUGGCAUCAACGAGGAGAGAAGAGCACCUCUUUCUGAUGAGGAGUCCACGACAGGUGACUGCCAGCGGUUUGGAUCUCAGGAGUUUUGUGUCAGCAGCAGUUUUUCCAAGGUGGAGCUCACAGCAGUUGGAAGUGGCAGCAAUGCCCGGGGGGCAGACCCAGAUGGCAAUGCAGCAGAAAAACUUGGGCACAAGUCAGAAGACAAGCCUGACGACCCCCAGCCAAAAAUGGACUAUGCUGGGAGCGUGGCAGAGGCUGAGGGCCUAUUGGUGCCACUGAGCAGCCCCGGAGACGGGCUCAAGCUUACCACUUCCGACAGUGCCGACGCUGCCAACAGCAGGGCUGACUGCUCCUGGGCUCCCCUCGGCACCCAAAUGAGCAAACAAACAGACUGCUCAGCAGCUGGGGUGAAGGCUUUGGACUCUCGGCACGGUGUUGGGGAGAAGAAUACUUUCAUUCUGGCAACUCUGGGGACCGGAGUCCCUGUGGAGGGAACCCUGCCUCUGGUCCCCACUAACUUUAGUCCGCUGCCAGCCCCCAUCUGCCCCCCCGCUCCCAGUUCAGCUUCCGUCCCCCCGUCUGUUCCAGAUCCAUUCCAGGUUCCCCUCUCUGUCCCCACCCCGGUGCCCCACUCUGGGCUUGUUCCCGUCCAGGUCGCCACCUCAGUUCCAGCCCCGUCCCCUCCCUUAGCACCAGUCCCAGCUCUGGCUCCAGCGCCGCCAUCGGUGCCCACACUCAUCUCUGAUUCGAACCCCCUUUCGGUUUCAGCCUCUGUCUUGGUGCCUGUGCCAGCUUCUGCUCCCCCCUCAGGUCCGGUCCCCCUGUCGGCUCCAGCCCCUACCCCCCUCUCGGUCCCAGUUUCGGCUCCUCCCUUGGCUCUGAUCCAGGCCCCUGUGCCCCCAUCAGCUCCAACCCUGGUCCUCACGCCUGUCCCCACUCCAGUUCUGGCCCCCAUGCCGGCGUCCACACCUCCGGCAGCUCCCGCCCCUCCGUCGGUGCCGAUGCCCACCCCAACCCCAUCUUCUGGCCCACCCUCCACCCCCACCCUCAUCCCUGCCUUUGCUCCCACGCCAGUGCCUGCGCCCACCCCAGCCCCAAUAUUCACUCCAGCCCCCACGCCCAUGCCGGCCGCCACACCGGCUGCCAUUCCCACCUCUGCACCAAUCCCAGCCUCCUUUAGUUUGAGCCGAGUAUGUUUUCCUGCAGCUCAGGCACCAGCUAUGCAAAAAGUACCCCUGUCCUUUCAGCCAGGGACAGUACUGACCCCGAGCCAGCCGCUGGUAUAUAUCCCACCUCCGAGCUGUGGGCAGCCGCUCAGUAUGGCCACGCUGCCAACCACUCUGGGAGUCUCCUCCACUCUCACACUCCCUGUCCUGCCUUCAUACCUUCAGGACAGGUGUCUCCCUGGUGUGCUGGCCUCCCCAGAGCUACGGUCUUACCCAUAUGCAUUUUCUGUUGCCCGGCCUCUGACUUCAGAUUCCAAGCUCGUCUCUCUGGAGGUGAACAGGCUUCCUUGUGCUUCCCCAUCCAGCAGCACCAGCACCCAGUCUGCACCCGAUGGGGUCCCCGGGCCUUUGGCAGAUACUUCCCUCUCUACUGCUUCUGCCAAGGUGCUUCCAACCCCACAGCCUUUGCUGCCAGCCCCCAGCGUGAGCUCAGCCCCGCCACACCCUGCCAAGAUGACAGGUGGUGCCGAGCAGCAAACAGAAGGGACUUCCGUCACCUUCUCUCCCCUCAAGUCACCUCCACAGCUGGAGCGAGAGAUGGCAUCUCCACCUGAGUGCAGUGAGAUGCCCCUCGACCUGUCCUCCAAGUCCAACCGCCAGAAGCUUCCAUUGCCCAACCAACGCAAGACACCUCCCAUGCCCGUAUUGACCCCUGUGCACACCAGCAGCAAGGCCCUCCUCUCCACAGUUUUGUCUAGGUCUCAGCGCACAGCCCAGGCUGCCGGUAGCAAUGUCACCUCCUGCCUGGGCUCUACUUCCUCGCCUUUUGUCAUCUUUCCCGACAUCGUGAGGAACGGGGACCCAAGCACCUGGGUGAAGAACUCGACUGCGCUGAUCAGCACCAUUCCUGGCACCUAUGUGGGAGUGGCCAACCCAGUGCCUGCAUCCCUGCUGCUGAACAAAGACCCUAACUUGGGCCUCAACCGAGACCCCCGCCAUCUCCCCAAGCAGGAGCCCAUCUCCAUCAUUGAUCAAGGAGAACCCAAGAGCACUGGUGCCCCCUGUGGCAAGAAGGGCAGCCAGGCUGGGACUGAGGGACAGUCAAGCACAGUCAAACGUUACACGCCAGCCCGCAUUGCCCCCGGGCUGCCGGGGUGCCAAACCAAGGAGCUCUCUCUGUGGAAGCCCACGGGGCCAGCAAAUAUUUACCCACGGUGUUCAGUUAAUGGGAAACCCACCAGCACCCAGGUCCUGCCUGUUGGCUGGUCACCAUACCACCAAACGUCUCUGCUUUCCAUUGGCAUUUCCAGUGCUGGGCAGCUGACGCCCAGUCAGGGGGUGCCCAUCAGGCCCACCAGCGUUGUUUCUGAGUUUUCUGGUGUGUCACCUCUCAGCCCCAGUGAAGCUGUGCAUGGACUUCCAGAGGGGCAGCCACGGCCUGGAGGCCCCUUUGCUCCAGAGCAGGACACUGGCACAAAGAACAAAACUUGCCGGAUUGCUGCCAAGCCUUACGAAGAACAAGUCAACCCUGUCCUCCUGACUCUCAGCCCUCAGACAGGGACCUUGGCACUGUCUGUCCAGCCUAGCAGUGGGGACAUAAAAGUGAAUCAGGGGCCUGAGGAAUCCGAGAGCCACCUCUGUCCUGACAGCACUCCUAAGAUGGAAGGUCCCCAGGGGGCUUGUGGCCUGAAGCUGGCAGGAGAUACGAAGCCUAAAAACCAAGUGCUGGCCACCUACAUGUCCCACGAGCUGGUCCUGGCCACCCCCCAGAACCUGCACAAGAUGCCCGAGCUGCCUUUGCUACCUCAUGACAGCCGCCCCAAGGAGCUCAUCAUGGAUGUGGUCCCGAGCAGCAAGAGGGGCUCCGGCACAGAGCUUUCACAGCUUGGAAGUCAGGUGGACCUGGGGCGGGUGAAAAUGGAGAAGGUGGAUGGUGACGUCGUCUUCAAUUUAGCCACCUGCUUCCGCACCGAUGGCCUCCCAGCAGCUCCCCAGAGGGGCCAAGCUGAAGUUCGGAAUAAGGCUGGGCAGGCUCGAGUGAAACAGGAAAGCAUGGGUGUCUUUGCCUGCAAGAACAAGUGGCAGCCAGACUCAGUGGUGACCGAUGGGGUGACCGAAUCUCUGCCGCCCAAGAAGAUGAAGUUUGGCAAAGAGAAGGAUGCUGAGGAGCAGCAGCCACAAACCAAGGUCAUAGUCCGGAGUUCCCAUGGACCCAAGUGCCGGAAGCCACCUAGUGACCCCCAGGAACCCACCAAGAAGAGCCCCAGGGGGGCUUCAGAUUCAGGAAAAGAGCACAAUAGAGUCAGGGUAAAGCACAAGCACCGGAAGCCAACAAAGCCGGAUUCCCAGUCUCCAGGAAAACGAGCCGAUGGCCAUGAGGAAGGUUCCUUGGAGAAGAAAGCAAAGAGCAGUUUCCGUGACUUCAUCCCCGUUGUUCUGAGCACACGGACGCGCAGUCAGUCUGGAAGCAUCUGUAGCUCCUUUGCUGGUAUGGCAGACAGUGACAUGGGAAGCCAGGAGGUCUUCCCCACAGAGGAGGAAGAAGAUGUGACCCCCACCCCAGCUAAGCGUCGAAAGGUGAGAAAGACCCAACGGGACACCCAGUAUCGCAGCCACCAUGCCCAGGACAAGACUCUCUUGAGCCAGGGCCGCCGGCACCUGUGGCGAGCCCGAGAAAUGCCCUGGAGGACAGAGGCUGCCCGGCAAAUGUGGGACACCAAUGAGGAGGAGGAGGAAGAUGAGGAGGAAGGCCUGGUGAAGAGGAAGAAGCGGAGACGACAGAAGAGCCGAAAAUAUCAGACUGGGGAGUACCUGACGGAGCAAGAAGAAGAGCAGCGGCGAAAAGGGAGAGCAGAUUUAAAGGCCCGUAAGCAGAAGACUUCCUCCCAAAGUUCGGAGCACCGCCUCAGAAACAGGAACCUUCUCUUGCCCAGCAAAGCCCAGGGGAUCUCGGAUUCACCAAAUGGUUUCCUCCCGAAUAACCUGGAGGAGCCAGCCUGCCUUGAGAAUUCAGAAAAGCCAUCAGGAAAACGAAAGUGCAAAACCAAGCACAUGGCGAAUGUCUCAGAAGAGGCAAAGGGCAAAGGUCGUUGGAGCCAGCAGAAGACGCGAUCUCCCAAAUCUCCCACCCCAGUGAAACCCACCGAACCAUGCACACCUUCUAAGUCCCGAAGUGCCGGCCCAGAGGAGGCCUCCGAGUCACCUACAGCCCGGCAGAUCCCCCCAGAGGCACGUCGGCUCAUAGUGAACAAGAAUGCAGGCGAGACCCUCCUGCAGCGGGCAGCACGUCUUGGCUAUAAGGACGUUGUUCUCUACUGCCUCCAGAAAGACAGUGAGGACGUGAAUCACCGCGACAACGCUGGCUACACAGCCCUGCAUGAGGCCUGCUCCAGGGGCUGGACGGACAUCCUGAACAUCCUGUUGGAGCACGGGGCUAAUGUGAACUGCAGUGCGCAGGAUGGCACGAGGCCAGUUCAUGAUGCAGUGGUCAAUGACAACCUGGAGACCAUCUGGCUCUUGCUGUCUUAUGGGGCCGACCCCACACUGGCCACCUACUCGGGACAGACAGCCAUGAAGCUGGCCAGCAGUGACACCAUGAAGCGUUUUCUCAGCGAUCACCUCUCAGAUCUUCAGGGCCGGGCAGAGGGUGACCCUGGUGUGUCCUGGGACUUCUACAGCAGUUCUGUGUUGGAAGAAAAAGAUGGCUUUGCCUGUGACCUCCUCCAUAAUCCUCCUGGGAACUCUGAUCAAGAAGGAGAUGAUGUGGAAGAGGAUGACUUUAUGUUUGAGCUCUCAGACAAGCCUCUUCUCCCUUGCUACAACCUCCAAGUGUCAGUGUCCCGCGGGCCCUGCAACUGGUUCCUCUUUACCGAUGUCCUGAAGAGGCUGAAGCUUUCCUCCAGGAUCUUUCAGGCUCGGUUCCCGCACUUUGAAAUUGCCACCUUGCCCAAGGCUGAGUUCUACCGGCAGGUGGCCUCCAGUCAGCUUCUGACCCCAGCCGAGAGGCCCGGAGGCAUGGACGACAGAUCUGCCCCAGGCUCCUCUGAGACUGUGGAGCUGGUGCGGUAUGAGCCAGAGCUACUUCGGCUCCUGGGGUCUGAGGUGGAGUUCCAGCCGUGGAACAGUUGACCGGGAAAACAGCCCCUCCCUUUUCUUCUUUCUCCUCCCUUCACCCUUCCCCACUUCCCAUGUCUUUCCCCCACCGAGCACCAGACUGCAGAAUGAGGCAAUAAUACGGACCAACAAGAAGCCGCCUUAUCAAUGCCAGCAUUAGUGACUGGAUUUUUUUUUCUGGUUAUAAUUAGUUCUCAUCUCCCUGUCAUCGUCAUUGUUGUUGUGGUUGGUGAUGGGGGUGGAAAGUUGAAUUCCACGUCUGAGGGCAAGAGGUCCCGGGGAUGGUGGGAGGUGGUGCCAGGGUCCCUUGGGGUGGCCUCAGCCUGUCCGGAGGAGAAAUGAGAAAAGGCCAAAUCUCUGAGCGCCCCCUCCGUUCCCCUGUGUUCUUCUGUCUUCCAUAGUAUUUAUUUUAUUAGUAUUUAAUUUGUAUUGUUUCAUUGGUUUCUGAUAAGUCUGUAUCACUGUGACGAUUUGAGACAACUUGUUGUAUUGAGGGACUUUCUUCACCUCCUUUCUUUGUCUUUCUUGAUAAGCUUUGGAGCUGCCCCCUCCCUCUGACAGUUACUCCCAGGUUUGUUUUCACCCCACUGGGGAGGGGGCAGGUGGGGCAGGGGGCCGAGGACCCGUGACUGAUGAAGGUGGCUGGUGCUGGCCUGGGGCUGGGGGGAUUGAGGAUAAUCCUGAGGCUUUGGUGCUCCCCCCCCCCCAUUUUUUAAUUGUUUUACCACCUGCCCUUCACAGCAGCCCUGUCUCGAGAUUAGGGAGGUUUCUGGGGAGGGGUGGAUUGUGAGGGCGAGGGGCUAGUGAGUCACUCUGCUUGGGGAGAGUCAAGAAUGGGAGUGAAAGCUAAGGUCACCCCUCCUCACACUUCCUUCACUGCUCCCCUCAGAGUGCACAACAUGGGCUUGUUCCACGUCUCCUCCGCCCACCCCCGCACCUCCAUCCACCCCACCCCUUUCUGCCUUUGCCCCUUCUGGAUGCUGAGGCUCUCAGCUCCCAGCCCUUGCCUAUCACCUCUCCCCUUCCCAGAUUCAGCACCCACUUUCUCUCUCCUCCCUGCUUCUCCCUCUGCCCCCCAUUCUCCUUUGGAAUCUGCAGAGGGCUCUGGGAUUGAUGGCCAGAUGUGAGAUCCAGGCCUCAGCUGUUUCCUAGGUGAGGGCAGGAGGCUGGGCUCCAGCCGGGCUCCACUCCCACCUCGCCUCAGGACCUGGGGCUGAGUGUGGGGCCCCUGCCAGGCCUCCCUCCUGGCCUCCAGCACUGGGUUUGUUGAAGGAGAGAAAGGGAGAGAGGGGAGGAGCUUGGGCUGUUUCCCUGUCCCUUCCCCCCUCUGUGGCAUUGUCUUUCCUACUCUUGUUCUUAUUUUUCUACCAAUUGCUAUUUUUUCCAAACAAUCCUUGUAGAGAGUAUGUACCAUCUAAAGGCAGGAGGGCCUGGCUAUGGCCAGCUGAUUGGAGAUGGUACAGUUUUAUUGUACAGGUGCUAAAACAACAACAACAAAAGAAGAACAUGGAAAAAAAAAGACAAAAAAAAAUGGCAAAAAAAAAAAAAGCCAGUUUGAGGAUGGGACAAUCUGUUCUCUGGAGACUCCUGACCCAUGUGGGAGAUUGGUGGUUAUUUUCUUUGUAUUGUGUUUGUUCUUUGUUCCCAGGGGGAAGUUCAAGGCCCCCUUCUGUAGGACUGCUCCCCACCCCCACCAUACUGCCCAGUUGGUUUUGAACAGUUGUUCUCCCUUUAAAAAAAAAAAAUAUAUAUAUAUAUAUAUAUAUAUACAUAUAUAUAUAUAUAAAGUUGAGGGGUUUGGGGUUUUAAUUUUUUGGUUUUGUGGGGGUUCAUGGUAUUGUGUGGUUUAUUUUAUGUUUGCCUUUACCUUUUUGCAUUUGGGUGUGUAUUCUGGCUGCCCUUUAUGUUUCAUUUUAAGCAACUGGCUGUGGAGUCAAAAACACUUGCAUACUGAAAACCUG
This is a messenger RNA of Leopardus geoffroyi (Geoffroy's cat), 9161 nucleotides long. RefSeq names its product BCL6 corepressor like 1 (gene BCORL1). Gene Ontology annotation, molecular function: protein binding; transcription corepressor activity. The record is from RefSeq and is a predicted model, not a curated record. Gene Ontology annotation, biological process: negative regulation of transcription by RNA polymerase II. NCBI's taxonomy places the organism in Eukaryota, Metazoa, Chordata, Mammalia, Carnivora, Felidae. The transcript is spliced from 14 exons. Bases 1855 to 7215 code for a protein of 1786 amino acids. Gene Ontology annotation, cellular component: nucleus.